Nicotiana tabacum (common tobacco) is the source of this 2114-nucleotide messenger RNA. Lineage: Eukaryota; Viridiplantae; Streptophyta; Magnoliopsida; Solanales; Solanaceae. The record is from RefSeq and is a predicted model, not a curated record.
AAAAUAUUUAAGUCAACCAAAUAUGAGAAAAUUGAGAAAUAUUUUCCGAAAAAUAUUUUCCUCCGUACCAAACACUCUUAGUCUCAUUUUGGUCUUGUACCUAUCUAUUUUAAGUUGUUUCAUUGGACUUUGUUGAUAAAGAUGGGUUCUUUUUGUGAAUCAAAAUCAAUGUUCAUUUAUUCUACAAAGAUCAAAUUUUCUUAUAACUAACUGUUAUUAAUAUGAAACUUUUUCUUAAAUAACUGAAUAACAAUAGCUUAUCUAGAUAAUUACAAGCCUAAUCAUGCAUGCUCUUAAAUUAUUGUAAUAUGUUAUUUUUCAAAAAUGACCCUUUUGGACAAAUCUUGCAAAACAAUAUAACAUGUAUUUAAGGGUAUGACCUAGUGGUCAAUAAAGUGCGUUAAGAAUCUUGAAGUUUUGGAUUCAAAAUCCCAGCAGAGACAAAAGUUUGGUGAUUUCUUCCCGUUUGUCCAAGGGAUCUUUACACAAAUAGCCGAUCGAAUUCACUAUUUAUUUUUUUAGCCAGUAUACAUAGAUUACAUAAUGAUUAUACACAAGUAUAUACAUAUUAUAUGUGGAUUAUCCAUUUCUUUACAUCCGUUAGUUAUUUUAAAAUUUAAGUGUUUGGGUAGGCAGCUAUUUAAGUUAAUUCUUCUGUGUUGAAAUUUAGGUGAAUAGAGUUACUCGGUAUUUAUGCUGGUGGAAGAUAACAAUUACUCUUUGAAAAUAAUCUAAAUGCACGCAAGCUGGUCGGACACCACAAUUACAAUAAAGAUGUACUUAACAAAAUAGAAAUUUCUUCCAAGUUAAUAUUGUGUAUUUCUUUUAUGAAAUUCCUUUUUUUUUUUUUUUUUUUUUUUUUUUUUUUUUUUUUUUUUUUUUUUUUUUUUUUUUGCAGUGUGAUAGAAAGUGUGGGUGAAAAGGUAAAAAAUUUGAAAGAAGGAGACAUAGUGAUACCACAUUUUUUGGGAGAAUGUGGAGAAUGUCCCAAUUGCAAGUCUAAAAAGUCCAAUUUAUGCCACAAAUACCCUUUAAAUUUCAGUGGAUUAUUGUUGGAUGGAACAUCAAGAAUGUCAAUUAAAGGUCAAAGGAUUUAUCACCAUGUUAGCUGCUCAACAUUAUCAGAAUACUUAGUUCUUGAUCAAAAUUAUGUUAUUAAGGUUGAUCCUAGGAUCCCUAUUGAACAUGUUGCUUUCCUUUGUUGUGCAUUUACAACUGGAUUUGGAGCAACAUUUAAGGAUGUUAACAUUGAAAAAGGAUCAACUGUUGCUGUUCUUGGUCUUGGAGGUGUUGGACUUGGUGUAGUAGAAGGAGCUAAACAAAAAGAAGCAGCCAAAAUCAUUGGGAUUGAUAUACAUGAAAUGAAAAGUGAAAAAGCAAAAAAAUUUGGGGUUACUGAUUUUAUAAAUAUUAAAAUCAGUGAAAAAUCAAUUUCAGAAUUAGUUAAAGAAGCCACUGGUGGACUUGGUGUUGAUUACUUCUUUGAGUGUACAAAUGUGCCUGACCUUAUGAUCAAUGAAGCCAUUCAAUCCACAAGAAUGGGUUAUGGGACAGUGAUACUGCUUGGGGCUGGACUUGAGUUAGAUUGGCAAAUGAAUUAUGUUCCUCUCAUGCUUGGUCGAACACUUAAAGGAUCCAUUUAUGGUGGCAUUAGAACUCGCACAGACCUUCCAUUUGUAUUUGACAAAUGUAUUAACAAGGAGAUCAAACUAGAUGAAUUAUUGACUCAUGAAGUUUCACUAAAUGAUAUAAACAAGGCAUUUGAGUACUUGAAAGAACCAAAUUGCGUGAAGGUUCUUAUCAAGUUUUAAUCUCUCCAAAUAUUCCUAUAUUUGGUCUUUAUUUUUCUCCUUCUACAACAAUAGUGUAAUGUAGACUAUGAUCAAGCUUGUAAUGUUCUUUGCCUUCUUUUUUUUUCCCUUAAGAUGUUUCUAGUUAGGAUUUGAUUAACGGAUCAUUUGACUCCGAAACAUAAAGUAACAAGGCAAUACCCUACUUGCGCCCUACUUUAAUAAGAUCAGAAUGAGCAGUGAACUUUUACUGUACCUCGAGGAUCGACUUAAUCUUGAAAUGGCUUCUAUUUUUUGUGAUGGAUAAUGAACUUACUAUGUUAA